AUGACGGGAUCUCACGCGGCCGUGGAGCUGCUCAACCGAGGUCAUAAGGUUGUGGGCAUAUCGAGAAGCCCUUCAAGACUCGGAAAGCACGAGCGCUACGAACCAAAAAGUAUCGAACUAGGGAACUCCGAUGUGAUGGAAAUCGCGAAGCAGCUACAUGGCUUAGACGUAGUUGUAAACGCAUAUGGGCCACAUAGUCAACUGGGCUCUGCCUUCGCAUACAGGUCAUUUGUUGAAAUGACGAGAAAAAUACUACUGGCUUCUAAAGAGGCCAAGGUGCCGUACUUUGUCAUGGUAGGGGGGGCUGGAAGCCUGGAAUUGCCAGACAGACCGUACAUGACUGCCGCCGACGAUGCCAGCUUUUUCUCAGCAUAUGGCAGAGCGAUGAUUGCAAGCGAAGCGUACAUCACACACUGCCAGGACUGGGACGACAAUUUUGCUGCACGGCUCCGAGCAGCUCGCGAUUCAUGGCUUGCAGAGCGUGAGGGAAGGGGUACUGAGGAGACAAGAGAGGUGCUCGCCAGCAUGGACAAAACCAUGUCGGACAUGAGCAGUCAAGGGGUCGAUUUCAUCACCGGAGCGCGUGCAACCUACAUGUUCUUUGACGGUAAUACGUCUUUCAAAUGGACCUACAUUUCUCCUCCACCACUUUAUAGACCUGGUACUCGCACAGGACUGUACGAGGUUGUCCUUGACAGAAUGCCGCUUCAACUUGAGGAGAACGGGGAAGGCGGUGAUAACCUCUUCACAUUUGAGGGACGUCUCCAAAGCAUUUCCGUGACGGAUAUGGCGGUUGCAAUCGCAGAUGAGGUUGAGCAGCAGACUAAAGUAUGGAAACAUUGGUGUCCUUACACGAAGGGUCUGGAUGACAAACCAGGACCAACAUAUGCUACAAUUGAAAGGCCUAUAUAG
Molecule: messenger RNA, 912 nt
Organism: Colletotrichum truncatum
Lineage: Eukaryota; Fungi; Ascomycota; Sordariomycetes; Glomerellales; Glomerellaceae
Product: nad-dependent epimerase dehydratase
Molecular function (GO): biliverdin reductase [NAD(P)H] activity; riboflavin reductase (NADPH) activity
Source: RefSeq, a predicted model, not a curated record